AUGCGAAACGUUUUGAGCGGCAAUAAGUUACGUGUCACCGGCUAUCAUCAGACGCCUUCCGUUCGACUUCCGUUCAAGCUGCGCAGCCUCGACGCUUGGACAAUGGGUCCCAAUACCGACUCGACAUCGUCGGUCGUUCCACCAGUGGAAAAUCCGAGAGAAUGGAGCACACGUAAAAAGACGAGGGUGACUCUGAUCCUCGGCUCAAUGGUCCUCUCCUACACUUACCUUUCCACAUCGUUUGCGCUGUCGGCCACCUCACUGCAGCGUCGCUUCAACACUGGCGCCGAAGUCAUUACGCUCGGCCUCUCGCUCUACGUUCUUGGUGCCGGCUGCUUCGUCAUAUCCGAUUCCGACAAUCUAGCAACGAUUCUUGUCUUCCGACUGCUCAGCAGCAUUGCGGGAGCGUCCGCACUCAACAAUGUCCCGGCAUCCUACAGCGACAUGACUACACCGCCAAAAUACGCGCCCUUCUUCACCUGCUACGGCUUCUCGGCAUUCGCUGGUCCCGCUCUAGGUGGACUUGUGGGUGCCUUCGUCAACGAGCGCGCGGGAUGGCAGUGGAACCUUCGACACCAGGCUAUAUUCGUUGCCGUCGUUACGGUGAUCAGUAUCCUUUUUGUGCCCGAGACUGAUCAUCCGAGGCUCAAGAGACUUCACGACGCCAAGUACGCAGCGCGGGAUGUCAGCGAUGGGACUGACGACAAAGCCGCAGUGUCUCGUGCAUCGCGUGCUGGUAGCGCCGGGCGGUCGCUUGGUCACACCAUCUCUCGAUCCUUGAAACUGCCUUUCCAAUGGCUUUUCACUGACCGAGUAGUGCUGGUCAUCUCGAUCUACACCUCGCUAUUGUACGCCAUCAUUUACGACUUUUUCGUCAUCAUCCCAUUCGCAUUUGCCUCCAUCCGCGGGUUCAGACCUGAAUCGAUCGGCUUGAUCUACAUCACCCUCUUCCUGGGAUUCUCGAUCGCCGCUUGUAACUACCUGUUCGUACAGGAGGCCAUCAAUCGACGCAUUCGUAAAAAAACCGGCAAGAAGAUGCUACCGCCAGAGACCUCGCUCAUCCAUGCCAUCUACGGAUGCUCGCUUGCUCCCGUAGGGCUCUUCCUCUUUGCAUGGACGGUGCCCUUUACGCAUGUCCACUGGAUCGUGCCCGCCAUCGGCAUCGUGCUGCUUUGCGCUGGAUCGAUGUCAGCUUUCACUUCACUGAUCCCGUACUUGGUGGCGUACGGAGGACCUUCAGCUCCCAGCGUGUUGGCAGCGGCAGGAUUCUGUCGUUCGGCAUUGGCUGCUGCACUGCCCCUGUUCACGAGACAAAUGUGUCAAGGCAUCACUGUGCAAGGGGCAACGAGUCUGCUAGGAGGCCUAGCGCUGCUUUUGACGCCGCUGCCGCUGUUGCUUUACAUCCACGGCGGGAAGCUGAGAGAGCAUGUCCGGCAAAGGAAGGAAGCGGCCGCAGCCGCCGGAGCAGCAUCGAACGCAUCAGAGGGUGCUGCAUCUGAUAAACCUAUAGAGAGCAACAAAGAGGCGGCUGUAGGAGCACGGAUUCCGCCAGGUGGGGCCGUGGAUCACCAAGUCUCCCGUUCUACUGCCGAUGCAGCAGGCCAAUAA
Molecule: messenger RNA, 1608 nt
Organism: Pseudozyma hubeiensis SY62
Lineage: Eukaryota; Fungi; Basidiomycota; Ustilaginomycetes; Ustilaginales; Ustilaginaceae
Product: multidrug transporter
Exons: 4
Coding region: 1-1608 (535 amino acids)
Biological process (GO): transmembrane transport
Molecular function (GO): transmembrane transporter activity
Source: RefSeq, a predicted model, not a curated record